Messenger RNA from Terrapene triunguis (Three-toed box turtle), 479 nucleotides. RefSeq names its product prominin-1-A-like. The transcript is spliced from 5 exons. The annotation marks the transcript as partial. Gene Ontology annotation, cellular component: microvillus; cell surface; apical plasma membrane. NCBI's taxonomy places the organism in Eukaryota, Metazoa, Chordata, Testudines, Emydidae. The record is from RefSeq and is a predicted model, not a curated record. Gene Ontology annotation, molecular function: cholesterol binding.
AUGGGCGCCGUCCUGCCACCCCUGCUGGUCCCGGACGUGAGCAGCCAGCUGGAACUGCUGAAUAAUCUGACCAAUGCCAACCUGAGCACUGCCCUGCAGCAGGCCAACGAGACGCUGAACAAGACCCCCACGAAGGUAGAGGAGCAGGCGCAGAAGGUGGUGGCGGACGCACGGAGCCAGCUGGCUGAGGUCAGGCGGAAGAUUGGUGGGGUGCGGAGUGAGAUCCCGGUGCUGGACACGCUGGGGAACGUCACGGCCGCACUGGACACCAUUGGCGGGCAGGCCAAGGACUACGAGCCGCAGGUCACCACCUACGACGGCUACAGGUGGAUCGUGGGCGUCUGUCUCUGCUGCCUGGUGCUGCUGAUCGUCCUGUGCUACCUGCUGGCCCUGGUGCUGGGGGCUCUCGGGCUGAAGCCGUCGGUGCUGCCCACCGAGCGCGGCUGCCUCUCCAACUCCGGCGGGGACUUCUUCAUGGC